AAAUAUUUAUAAACAUUUCAUGACGUUGGAAUAUUGAUUGAUUGUUGAUUUUGCUAGGAAGUGAAGCAAAACCAAAAGGAAAACAACAAAAAUCUGAAAUAAAUAUAAUGGCUGAAGAAAAAACCUCUCAAACAAAUGAUCUAUUAAAUUAUUACCUUGCUGUGAAUAUGAAUAACAUAUGUCGAGUAUGUUUAGAGAAAGGAAAACUUCUACCAAUAUUUGAUCCCAUCAAACCAGCACAUUUUUCUGUAUUACUCAUGUCUUGUGCACAAGUACAGGUGGAAGCGGGAGAUGGCUUACCUCCAUAUAUAUGUCAAAAAUGUGUUGUAAAAUUAAAUAUAGCUUUUCAAUUUAAAGUUCAGUGUGAGAAUUCUGAUGCUAGACUUCGUAGCUGUUUCGAUAACAUUCAACAAAUAUCUCAAGGAGAAAUCAACAUUUCGGGAGCAGGAUAUACUUCUGACAUAAAGACUGAAUCUGAGCUUUCAAACUCAAGUAUCUCCAUUACCUUCACAACGAAUAAUGGAGCUUUGGAUAAUAACACUCUGCAAAUACAAGAUAUCCAAGAAGUUAGUAAUAUAAAUGAUGCUGGCCAUGUGCAAGUGCAGGAAACCCUACAGAAUCAGCCAGUAGAUAAUCAACUAAGUACUUUGCAAAAUGUAUCUUCUCUUUGCGAAUUGGAAAAAGUUACUUUGACUGAAUUGAAACUGGAUUUUGAUGGACUAAAAUUCAAUGACACAAACCUAAAAGCUGGUGAAGGAAACCUGGAUACCGAUCAUAACUUGCCAAUAAAAAAUACCAGAAUCAAAAAAAUAGAGAAUCAUCAAUGUGGAACUUGCGGAAAAGUUUUCAGAACAAAACCUAGCUUGGUACAUCAUAUAAGAAUCCACACUGGAGAAAGACCAUAUGUUUGUCACCUCUGUGAUAAGAGAUUCAUAAAUGGUGGCCAUCUUCAUACUCAUAUGAAGUCACAUACUGGUGAAAAAAAUCAUGUAUGUGCAGCUUGCCACAAGGGCUUUACAACAGCGCAACAGUUAACUAAACAUACUAUAGCGAUCCAUACUUCGGAGCGACCCUAUGCUUGCACAUAUUGUACCAAAAAAUUUGCAAGCUCUAGCAAUUUGAGAACUCAUAUAAGAAUACAUACUGGAGAAAAAAACUUCAGGUGUGAUCAAUGUGGUAAAGCAUUUUGCACUAAGGGACAGUUGGAGCAGCACAUGCUGACCCACACCGGCGAGAGGGCUUUCUUAUGUGAAUAUUGCAAUAAGAGGUUUUCACAGAAAUGUCAUCUGUUGCGUCAUUUGAAAACCCAUAGAGUAACAUAAAUGGUUUUAAAAUUAUGGGGAUGUAAUUUUGAUAAUGUUCGCUGAGCACUGUACAAAGUGUAGUAUAAAUUCAUAAUAUUGCAUUUCAAUAAAAAUUAUAUUGUUUAAAGUGCCUAAGGUGGCAUAAGUACACAGCAAGAAAGCUUAGCCAGAAGAGAACUGGUUCUUCAAACUGUAUCAAGGAGAAUAAAGAAUCUGGAUAAUAAUGUAAUGUGAGUGAAUAGUUGCGAAAAAAUUUAAGGGGUGAUUCCUCGUCAAAAAAUUGUGUGGGUAUUUAAUAUAAAUAUUUUCGUUUCUUUCAAUAACCUGUUCACAGCUCUCUAAAGAUGGCACCUGAAAUUAAAUUUUUUUCUUAGAAACCAGAAAACUGAAAAAAUGAAAUUGGGCAGACAUUCUGUGGGACUUAUAAGAAUACUGGUAGUGUUUCCCUAUAACUACUAGGGGUAGAAAAAGCCACCUCUUUAAAAAAAUAUAUAUGAAAGAUCCUACACUAUUUUUUGACAAUCAAUCACCCCUUAAAUUUUUCACAACUACUCAUUAACACCCCAAUAAUAACAAUAAUUUGUCGAUGCUUGUUACUCAGAAUUAAAUUCACCCUACCCAUUUUUAUUCGAAAAAUGAUUGGCAAGUAUGUAUUCAUACAAGCUUUGUCGAAGAGGAUGAUUCAUAAAUAUGGCAUAUAAUUUGGAUUGCUCAACCUUCCAAUACAUCGAAACUAGUGUUUCACUUGUAAAUAUGUACAGUUAAAUGAGGAAUGUUUAGUAGUUUUCCUUGAAAUAAUAAAUAAUCAAUUACUUGCUACAGAACAUUAUUUGGAGUGUAACUUGUAUUGUUGAUGAAAAUUUAUGAGAGAGCUGUAAGUUGAGGGCCUUUUUUCAUUAUUUUCUUCAUGAAGAUGUACUGGUUUGUUUAUAAUCAAUUAUUUUAUGAAAAUCAUGCCAAAAGAACAUUCCUUCGAAUUCUUUAAUUUACUAGUCAUUUUAUAAUAUAUAUCUAUAAUUUUUUCAAUGUUCUAUACAAUCACUCAUGUAUUUUAAAAAUUAAUGAGUUGUAUGUGGUAUUUUAUCGAUAAUAUUAAUUUUUUAAUUUCUAAA
Coccinella septempunctata (seven-spotted ladybird) is the source of this 2416-nucleotide messenger RNA. Its product is annotated as myoneurin-like. The transcript has 3 exons. The record is from RefSeq and is a predicted model, not a curated record. Gene Ontology annotation, cellular component: nucleus. The coding region runs from base 108 to 1322 and encodes 404 amino acids. Gene Ontology annotation, biological process: regulation of transcription by RNA polymerase II. Gene Ontology annotation, molecular function: RNA polymerase II cis-regulatory region sequence-specific DNA binding; zinc ion binding; DNA-binding transcription factor activity. Lineage: Eukaryota; Metazoa; Arthropoda; Insecta; Coleoptera; Coccinellidae.